UGCCAUUGGCUGACAUUACAUCUUCGAGACACAGCGAGUUGACGAUCGAUCGAGAGAGAGUGGUGCAGUGUUCAAUGAUAGUCGGACGUCUCUGAUCGAAGUGUAUCGAGCCGCAAUGGCGGCACUCAGAGCUGGAGCGGCGAGGAGCGUGCAGAGGCUGACCAGGAGCAGCCUCGCACUGCCUCGUCCUGCUGCCAGACUACGACAGCCGACCCUCGCUACCACCUCAUAUCUCCACCACCGCCCGCGAUGCAUCUCUACCACGCGAUCAGCCCGUCUCGCCGCCGCCGUCGAGGCCUUUCCAUCGCAGCUGGAAAACACGCCUGCCGAUAUCCUGAGCAAGCCCGCUACGACUCCAACCACGCCACAAACAUUGACUGAGAAGAUUGUCCAGAGAUACUCGCAAGGCUUGCCCGACGGCAAGUUUGUGAAGGCUGGCGACUAUGUCACCCUUUCACCGCACCACUGCAUGACCCAUGACAAUUCAUGGCCUGUGGCGACCAAGUUCAUGAGCAUUGGGGCCACCAAGAUCCACGACAACAAGCAGGUGGUGAUGACAUUGGACCACGAUGUGCAGAACAAGAGCGCGAAGAACCUCGAAAAGUACGAGAAGAUCGAAUCGUUCGCAAAGAAGCAGGGUGUAGACUUCUAUCCCGCUGGACGCGGCAUUGGACACCAGAUUAUGGUCGAGGAGGGAUACGCCUGGCCGGGCACAAUGGCUGUCGCUAGUGACAGUCAUUCCAACAUGUACGGAGGCGUGGGAUGCCUCGGCACGCCAGUCGUGAGAACAGACGCUGCAAGUAUUUGGGCCACUGGCAGGACAUGGUGGCAGAUUCCUCCGAUCGCUAAGGUGACUUUGACUGGUAUUCUACCAGAAGGUGUCACCGGGAAGGACGUGAUCGUGGCACUGGCUGGACUUUUCAACAACGAUGAAGUCUUGAAUCAUGCUAUUGAGUUCACAGGAUCCACCAACACGAUGCGCAGCCUGCCUGUCGAUGACCGACUUGCCAUUGCCAACAUGACCACAGAAUGGGGUGCUCUUUCAGGACUCUUUCCGAUCGACGACGUGCUGAAGGGCUGGCUGAGAUACAAGGCAACGGAAGCGAGCAUGUACAGAGACCCAUCGGCAACGUCAAGUCUGACGACGGAUCGUUUCAAUCACGAAAGACUGGACGAACUAUUCGCGAACCCUCUGGCCGCUGACGCAGGAGCCACAUAUGCAAAGGAGCUCUUCCUGGACUUGUCGACUUUGUGCCCUUAUGUUGCUGGACCAAAUUCUGUGAAAGUUGCUACGCCGCUCAAUGAGCUCGAGGCUCAGAACAUUCCCGUAAACAAGGCUUACCUCGUGUCCUGCACGAACUCUCGACGAUCCGAUAUCGAAGCUGCUGCAAAGGUCUUCCGCGCAGCGACUGGUCCAGACGGAAAGGUGCCUAAAAUCGCAGAUGGGGUCAAAUUCUACAUCGCAGCAGCAUCACUUCCAGAGCAGAAGGCAGCUGAAGAGCAAGGCGACUGGCAGGUCUUGCUUGAUGCUGGCGCAGAACCUCUCCCAUCUGGCUGUGGACCUUGCAUCGGUCUUGGAACUGGUUUGCUUGAACCUGGUGAGGUCGGCAUCUCGGCCAGCAACCGCAACUUCAAGGGUCGCAUGGGCAGCACCGAUGCGAAGGCCUAUCUGGGAAGCCCUGAAGUGGUAGCUGCUAGUGCUUUGAGCGGAAAGCUGUCAGGUCCUGGUUGGUACCAAAAGCCUGAGGGCUGGUCAGGCGUACGCCGCGGCGAAGGCGACGGCGUUGCGGAGGAAGAACGCAUGAUCAGCAUCGAAGACGCGCUCGAUAAGCUGGUUCGAGAGGCUGAACAAGCGGUUCAAGAAGCUGAGCAAAGGUUUUCUGGCGCCCAAGCAGCGGACACAGCAGCUGCGCCUGAGGACUCGUCAUCUGGAUUGACUGAGAUCUUGCCUGGCUUCCCUGAGAAGGUGUCUGGCGAGAUCAUCUGGUGCGAUGGCGACAACAUCAACACAGACGGUAUCUACCCCGGCAAAUACACAUACGACGAUGCUUUCAGUGCCGACCCUGCAAAGAUGGCGACAGUCGUCAUGGAGAACUACGACAAGAACUUCGCCAAGAUCGCCAAAGCUGGCGACAUUCUCGUAACAGGCUUCAACUUUGGCUGCGGAUCGUCAAGAGAACAAGCUGCAACUGCCAUACUCGCUAAAGGCAUUCCUCUCACAGUUGCAGGCAGCUUCGGCAACAUCUUCCAGCGAAACUCAAUCAACAAUGCUCUCAUGGGCGUCGAAGUCCCCAAGCUCAUCGAGCGUCUCCGAGCUUCCUUCGGACAUGGCGCGUCCUCGACCGGCCAAGCAGGAAAGGCUGCAAUCACUGAGCCGAGCAAGAAUGCAGAGUCGCUAGACUCUCCGCCUCCAGCUCCUACUUCCAAGCCAGCGGAGAAGGAGCUUACAGUUCGCACAGGCUGGACAUUCACGUGGGAUGUGAGAAGGAGUCAGGUCGUGAUUCAGGAAGGUGAGGGAGGUCAGACCUGGACUCAGAAGGUCGGAGAGUUGCCACCGAAUGUGCAGGAUAUCAUUGCGAAGGGUGGUCUGGAGAAGUGGGUGCAAGCGCAGAUCACGAGUCAAUUGUGAGGGGGUGUUGAAGGAAGGAGAACAUGAUUUGAUACCCAAGAUCGAAAUUUAGAAAGUAACAAUUUCCCGCCUUCGGCGUGAAUUGUAGAAAAUGUAGUAUUAGCUCAAUGUACCAGUGAAGGAUUUGCGGUGAUUGAUUCUGAGAAGUUGAGUUCAUUGACUAGCUAUCGCCCAGAAUAAGUCGCAGCGCCAUACUACAAGGCC
Molecule: messenger RNA, 2833 nt
Organism: Cercospora beticola
Lineage: Eukaryota; Fungi; Ascomycota; Dothideomycetes; Mycosphaerellales; Mycosphaerellaceae
Gene: LYS4
Product: homoaconitate hydratase LYS4
Biological process (GO): L-lysine biosynthetic process
Molecular function (GO): 4 iron, 4 sulfur cluster binding; homoaconitate hydratase activity
Source: RefSeq, a predicted model, not a curated record